Molecule: messenger RNA, 303 nt
Organism: Ilex paraguariensis (yerba mate)
Lineage: Eukaryota; Viridiplantae; Streptophyta; Magnoliopsida; Aquifoliales; Aquifoliaceae
Source: the annotation of a GenBank genome assembly
AUGGGGAUGCUGGCAAGAGUGGUUCAAAGUGUCCAGACCAAUAAGAAUGGAAGAAGAAAUUCAACUAACUAUACAAGUACAGAGAUGGAUGGUAAUACUUGUGAGAAGGAAGUUGAUAAUGCAAUCAAUGUAGAAGAAAAAUUAGAAGAGCCAAAAUUGGGAAUGGUGCUUAAUACAGUUGACGAAAUAAUGGAGUACUACAUAAGAUAUGGUAAUGGCCUAGGGUUUCCCAUAAAAAGGAGAACAUUGUCAAAGGGAGAUGAUGGAGAGCUAAAAUAUGUGACAUUUGCAUGUUCUCGCUAA